GCUCCUGUUACUGGGUGAAGAUCUGAGUUGGGAAAGUGAGCUCGCAGUGACGUGCCUGGAGUUUGCAACUCCACCCAAGAGAGAACGAGAGAGAGAGAGAGAGAGAGAGAGAAAGGGAGGGCAGACAUCUGAAGGCAGAGCAUGGCGUUCGAGCAGGGGGUAAGGACAACAUAAGGAACAUGUAAGCACUCACAACGCAGCUUCUUUUGCGACGGGAACGGAUCGACCGACCCAGAGCCGGCGAACGGCCUAAAGAGAAGGAAAAGUCGGACAAGUUUCACAGUGGAGACUCUCCGGUCGGAGAGGGCAGUUCGUCGCGAUCUCCAGCUCGGAGCGAGGCAGAGGCAGAGGCAGAGGCGGAGGAAGGCGGACCACCCCAGUCGGCCGCGCCGGCCCGACCAUCUCCGUACGGGCUCCGGACCAUGGCUCAGUCGCCGGUGGCAGUGGCGGUGCCGGGAAUGCAGAACCAUCGGGCAGACCCUGAAGGACUGUUCACCAAACUGGAACGGAUUGGGAAGGGGUCUUUUGGAGAAGUCUUCAAAGGAAUUGAUAACCGGACACAGCAAGUAGUUGCUAUCAAGAUUAUUGAUCUAGAAGAAGCUGAGGAUGAGAUUGAAGAUAUCCAACAGGAGAUAACUGUGCUCAGCCAGUGCGAUAGUCCUUAUGUAACCAAAUAUUUUGGAUCAUAUUUAAAGGGGACUAAGUUAUGGAUCAUAAUGGAAUAUUUGGGAGGCGGUUCAGCCUUGGAUCUUCUCCAGGCUGGACCCUUUGAUGAAUUCCAGAUUGCUACCAUGUUGAGGGAAAUCCUCAAAGGUUUGGACUACCUGCACUCAGAAAAAAAGAUCCACAGGGACAUUAAAGCUGCCAAUGUCUUGUUAUCUGAGCAAGGCGAUGUAAAGCUGGCGGACUUCGGUGUGGCUGGACAGCUGACGGACACCCAGAUCAAACGGGACACAUUUGUCGGCACUCCGUUCUGGAUGGCACCAGAGGUCAUUCAGCAGUCUGCAUAUGACUCAAAGGCAGACAUCUGGUCUUUGGGAAUUACUGCCAUUGAAUUGGCCAAGGGUGAGCCACCCAACUCCGACAUGCAUCCCAUGAGGGUUCUCUUCCUCAUACCCAAAAACAACCCACCAACGUUGGAAGGAGAGUUCAGCAAAUCUUUUAAAGAAUUUGUGGACGCAUGCCUAAAUAAGGACCCAUCCUUUCGUCCAACGGCCAAGGAACUGUUGAAACACAAGUUCAUCCUUAAAAACUGCAAGAAGACCUCUUAUCUCACAGAACUAAUCGACGGGUACAAGAGGUGGAAAGCAGAGGGGCACAGUGAUGAUGACUCUAGUUCAGAUGAGUCAGAUUCUGGGAGUAGUGACAAGGAGAACAAGAACGCAAAACCCAUCGAGUGGUCCUUCACCACGGUGAAGAAGAAACCGGAUGCAAAGAAGCUGCAGAACGGGAUGGACCAGGAUGUCACCAAAGUAUCAGCAUAUAUAUCCUCUGUGAUUGGUCCUCUCUUGGCUGAGCUGAAGGAACAGGACAGAGACAACACCAAGAGGGCCGAAGCAAUUGAUGCUCUGGAAAAAAGCAUGAACAGGGUUGAAGCCAGCUACCCUGGCAUCACAGAGAAGUUGGUAAAGAAAAUAAUCGAAAGGUUUCAAAGGUUUUCGGCUACUGAAGCGUGCUAAGGACUCCACCUGAUGACUGGAUACUUUCAUAGGUCCCAACACACCUACGCUGUACAAAACCUCCUCCCCACAACCAUGCCUCCCCCAUUUCCUUCUCUCACAAAUCAGGUCUUAACUCUACAGGAUUUUCUGCAAUGCCUUAAGAUGAUGGCCAACAUCUCGCCUGUGUGAAUUGAAUGUCAAAAGCAAGCUCCUGGCUGAGUGCAGGAAAGCUGGACUAAUUGUUUUGUUAACUCAAGUUAAAAUUCAUCUUCACUGCACUUUUGUGCCAAUGAAUUAGAAAUAUUAUUUGCCAGCACUGAGUAGAAAGUCUGUCUUACUGGUGUUGCCUUUGAAAAUGUGUCACAUUUACUUUAAUCUCCAUUACACAGAAGUUGAAAUACUGGGCCACAAAUUGGAGGUAGGGGAGGAUGAUGUUGUAGGUAUAUUGAGGAUGAGUCUCAAACUACUGACUGGCUGGUGCUUUCAAUCCAGUUGUUUUCUGCUGGAGAUGGCUGCUGACAUGCAAAGGGGCCGACUUUAGUCGAGUUGAGGCACAGUGCUACUUCAGAAAGUGUUACUACUCUUGUUCCUGUCUCUGUGACUCUUGAUGGCACAGACACGAACCGGCAACACUGAUGUUUCACACUCCCACUCCCAUCCACCACACCUCAACUGCAUUUUUGCAUUUGCUGAGAUACUCCAUUUUGAACUUCCUGGACCAGUCCUGUUCUUGGGCCUCAUUAAUGCAUCAGAACCCAAAAAUGUGAUCCUGUCGACAAAUAAAAAUACAGAUCUACACUGAUUCCAAUUGCACCUGACGUUAUCUUAAGCAACUUUCAAAGACCACAGCCCAACCAAGUGUAAAUUGUUAUUCAUCAUCAGCUUUUUGUAAAACUGAUAAUCCCGUGAGCAGUCUCAGUUGUAUAUCCUCAACAAAAUAAAACGGUGCAGCAUUUCAUUUUUUUGGUGCCUGUUUACUGUGGGGAAGGGUGUGAAAUCAAUGCAGGAACCUAUUGUACUACGUACAAGGUCUAAGAGAAAGGAAGCAGAAGCAUUUUUCAGAAAGGCCCUCUUAAAAUGAAAGUAAGUCAGUCUCUCAUUGACUUCCACUUUUCUGCCUUGAGACACUUUUUAUUGGAGUUUUGUGCCUCUAGUCCCUGCAAGUCUAAUCUAAACUUAAACCUAAAUCUAAACUUAAACUUAAUCUAAACUAAACUAAGUUCAAACUUAGGAUGGAUUUGAACAGUGCCCCUGAAUUUCUUCUCAUAUUGGCAGAGGGGAGGGUGCCUUUUGUGCUUUAAAGGAGCCUUCAGUCAUGAUCCUAAAUUCCCUAACUUGUUUUAACGGUCCUUUGUUUUAAUAAGUUUGCUUGUGAAGUUGCUCUUGAUGAAUGACCUUUGGAAGUGGUUGUGUGUGAAGAGCUCGUCCAGGAAAAGGCAUUGACCUUGCUGAACUUCCCACUGUGUGUGGGACAGAACUGGCACACCCCUCAGAAGGAAUGGGGCAAGGGGAAGAGAGAAGAGUCUGGGAGACUAAAAUGUCCACCAGGUCGUAGCUCAAAACAUAUUCUUCUGCUGUGGCUUUAUUGAGCUAAAUUGCAAUUUAGAGACCAGGUUAGAGAAGAUGUAACUUAGGUUAAUGAAAUGGGAGCCCAUUCUUCCCUGAGUCAGACUGAAAUGGAAGCCUGUCCAAAAUCCCUGCACGGAGCCUUCGCCAACAUUAAUUCUAUUCCCGUCCCUCUGGUGACUUCAGCUAGUCAGUCCAUAUGGGAUCCACCUCAUGUAACUGCGGUCCUGUUAACAGCCGCUCGGUAGUUUUUAACCAUGGUGAACGUGGAACAAUUCUGGAUGGAAAAGAUCCAAGGGCAGUCAUGCACAGCUGCACUUGUGUAUGUGAAGCUGACUUGAAGAAUGGUGAUUAGUGUUCGGUGGCUGUGUGUGUGAAAGGUCUUGGCAACAAUCCUCUCUGGGCAUCUGAGUAGCUGAGUGGAUAUGUUUUUUUUUAAAUGGGAUAACCAUUUAAUUUUACCAAACAUUGGGAACUUCCAGCUGCUGGAGUACAACCACCCCCCCCCCCCCACCCCCAACCUUGUAAGCACCCUGAUCUUCCCAAGCUAGCAGCAAGGACAAAAUGCCCCAUUUAACAAAGCCAAUUGAACUUUCAAGUGUUGCAGCUGAGAAUAAGGAGGGAUGAUUCUCUCUGAGCCCAGUACCUGGAAAGGACAGAAUUCCCAGGAAGGUCACACAUGUAUAUACUUUAUCACAGAACUCCACAAGGUAGUUGCACUGCUUCAGAUCUGCUUUUUAUUUUGUGUGUGGGUGCAUAAUGUAAGGAUAGACCAUUCAAUCUUACAUUCUUUACACACUCUGUAAAUGCUACAAUGCUACCUUUAUGUCAAAUGUUUUUUAAAUACACAUUUAUACAGAGAGAUUGCCUAAAUAUAUUUUGCCAAAUGUUUGAACAAGUGAUUGGUCUUUAGACUGCAUCUUGUCAGUUAAAUUGGGGAAGAUUUACUUACCAAUGGUAUUUUCAAAUUUACAGUUUCAUUGAAAUCCAGCAUCAGCCACAAGAUGCCAAAUAUUAGCCUUCAUCUGGUAUCUGACCUCUUUACAUGUUUACCACUUAACCUUCCAUCCUGAGCAUCAUAAAAUCAGGGCCUUUGUUUCAAGAUUGAAAUUGUUCUAUUUCUGGGGUAUUUUUCAAAAAGUCACAAUUAAUAUCUUGAUUUAAAGCAAUAUUUUUGUAAGUGUAUAGAAUAUAGUAAUGUAAAUAUAAGAUAGAAUCUAGUAGAGAGCAAGAUGUGUGAGCUAGUUCUGUGGCUAUCAGGAGUAUAUAAAUCUGUUUUGUAGAUAAUGUUUUGUUAUUCAUAGUUCUGGGGUUUGAAUGGUUUUAUGAAUAAAUAUUUAAAUCAUC
Hypanus sabinus (Atlantic stingray) is the source of this 4574-nucleotide messenger RNA. RefSeq names its product serine/threonine protein kinase 26 (gene stk26). Gene Ontology annotation, biological process: protein phosphorylation. NCBI's taxonomy places the organism in Eukaryota, Metazoa, Chordata, Chondrichthyes, Myliobatiformes, Dasyatidae. The record is from RefSeq and is a predicted model, not a curated record. Gene Ontology annotation, molecular function: protein kinase activity; ATP binding. Bases 423 to 1679 code for a protein of 418 amino acids. The transcript has 11 exons.